AUGUCUUGGGAGCUAUUGGCUUGGACUAUCGAUCUGUUCAUCAAUCUCAGGGGAAUAGGCUGGAACUAUCAGCCGCCAAUGAGCACGAGCAAAGAACGACUUUCAGGUCGCUCUUAUCCACCUAGUCUUGUGAACUUGAUUAUGCGUUUCGUUGGACAAGUCGGUUGGGUUAUCUUCUGUCAGCUCAACAUAUUCCCUCUCAUCAAGACUCAGUUGGCGGAAAAUACUGGCAGCAAUUGUAACUUUGCUGUUGGCUUACUCUCCCUUCUGAUAUCCUUGAUUACUAUUGUCGUCAACAUCGAUCUACUCAACACGACAUCUACAUUGAUCGUAACAGCGUUUGAUACAUCGCGCUUUCUUGGGCUAUAUGCCUUUUCAUGGGCUCAUCCAAGCCCCUGGGGCUCGCUGAAUGUAGUAGCUAGGAAGGUAAUUCUCGGUAAUUUUCCUAGACCAACACAAAUAUCGUCGUAA
Aspergillus vadensis CBS 113365 is the source of this 471-nucleotide messenger RNA. RefSeq lists its product as uncharacterized. Bases 1 to 471 code for a protein of 156 amino acids. NCBI's taxonomy places the organism in Eukaryota, Fungi, Ascomycota, Eurotiomycetes, Eurotiales, Aspergillaceae. The record is from RefSeq and is a predicted model, not a curated record. The transcript is spliced from 2 exons.